This is a messenger RNA of Trichobilharzia regenti, 3097 nucleotides long. Lineage: Eukaryota; Metazoa; Platyhelminthes; Trematoda; Strigeidida; Schistosomatidae. The record is from the annotation of a GenBank genome assembly.
AUGUUUCCACAAAAUUAUUUAGUUAGAAUACUGUACUUAUUAUGCUAUUAUUAUUGUUAUUAUUAUUAUUAUCACUCCAAGACAGUUGAUGCUUCCCUAAACAGUGCUAUAAUUGUCACAUUUGUUAUUGAAGAGAAUGCAGUGAUUGGCUCUGAAGUUGGAAGAAUUCAACUAGAACCUGAAGUGGAUAAAUCCAAUCACCAGUUAAAUAACAAUAAAGACGGAAAGAACAGUCAAUUGACAUUCACUUUACAGGAUACAUUUUACUUUGAUUUUGAUCCAGUUCAUACAAAUCGAUUGCUAGUACGUCGUGAGUUAGACAGAGAUACAGAUCGUAAAUUAUGCAGUGAAAGUGGUUGGCCAGAGAUAUGUGCCUGGUCAGGUGUAGUUUUCGUCAGUGAUGGACGACUACUAAGCCUACGUAUUGUCAUUCGUGAUGUUAAUGAUAAUACACCGAAAUGGCCAAGAAGUAAAGAUACGACAGAACAACCGAUACUUGAAGUAUGGAUCACAGAAAAUCGUCCUAUUGGUUCAAUUUUAGACUUACCCUUGGCCUACGAUCCAGAUAUUGGUGAAAAUUCAAUUGUCAGGUAUGAGCUGGCAUUAUCACACGAUAAUAGUACAUCAAUUUUCGAUAUCAUCAAUUCACCCAGUCCAAAUGGACCAACUUAUCAAUUAGUUGUUAAAGGACUACUUGACCGUGAAGAGAUUCCUGUCUAUCGGUUGACAGUCGUAGCAGUCGAUGGGGGUGGGAAUCGUGGCUAUGCAAAAUUAUUUGUGCAUAUUGCAGAUGAAAAUGAUAACACUCCAGUGUUUGAACAUUGUAAAAAUUCAAGUGCUGCAGUACAACAAUGCGAAAUUAUUAUUAACAUCGACGAAGAUAUCCCGGUAGGGAGUAUACUACCGGAGACGCCUGUGGCGAAUGAUAAAGACGAAGGAGAAUUCGGUCACGUGACGUAUAGAUUUUCGCUGUCCGCCUCUGAUACAGCUAGAAGAGAUUUUAAAAUUGAUCAUGAAUCAGGUGGAAUUAUAGUACGUACACCGUUGGAUUAUGAUACAGGCGGUUUAACUCAAUACACCUUUGGUAUUGUCGCUGAGGAUGGUGGCGUACCACCGUUAUCUGCAACUAUAAGAAUUAUAGUGAAUAUUAAAGACAAAAAUGAUAAUUCACCACAGAUAACUAUCACCCCAGCAUUUAUACAUGAAGAGGGCAAAUUGAAUGCACAGUAUGAGAAUACAAGCAGUAAUAUGACGAAAUCACAGCUACGUUUGAUUGAAAAUACACCGCCUGGUGUACUCAUUGCGACUAUUACUGCCUAUGAUGCUGAUUCAGAUGACAAUGGUAAAUUCACCUGCCAAUUAGGCCAAACAGAUGAACUGAAUUUAGUCUAUUUAAGAAAUCUGGGCAAAAUUAGUGUUUAUCAGUUGAGUUCAUUACGGCUGAUUGAUAGAGAGAUACAACCAGAGUUAAGAGUUAGUCUAAAGUGUGAAGAUAAUGGAUCACCGAGUCAAAAAUCAGUUGAAUUAUUAACUAUAAAGAUAUUGGAUGUUAAUGAUAAUGCACCAAAGUUUGCAAAUAAACGAUACAGUUUUCAAGUACCGGAAAAUAAUAAUGUCGGUGUAUUUAUUGGAGAAGUGACAGCUAUUGAUCCAGAUCUUGGCAUGAAUGGUAUGCUAAAUUACAGUAUACACUGGCCACCAGGUCAAGGACCAAAUCCUUUUGAAAUAAAUAAAAAAGGUGAAUUCAUUACACGUAUACCGUUAGACAGGGAAAAUCAACCUGAAGGUUAUCAUUUCAUUGUUUAUGCCGUUGAUAAUGGUCAACCAAGUUUAACAGGUUCUACACAUGUAGAAGUCGCACUAAUCGAUAUCAACGAUUGUAGACCAAUAUUUACACAGAUUAAUUAUCAUUUUUCUAUCGACGAGGAGUUGGAAGUCAAUGCCUCUGAACCAAUUGUAAUUGGUCAAGUAAAAGCUACAGACUGUGAUAUUGGCUUAAAUGCACAUUUGGUGUAUUCACUAGACCCUGCAAGUUAUUCAGCUGAUAAUCCCUUUCAGGUAACUGAGGAUGGUCAUAUAACUGCAUUAAAAUCUAUUGAUCGUGAAGUGCAUCCAGCUUUCUUACUUCAAGUGAUAGCUACUGAUUCACCACAGAAACCAACAGAAAAGCUCACAGCAACAGCUCAAAUUCAUAUUACCAUUUUAGAUAAUAAUGAUAAUGAACCAGUAUUUCAAAGACCACCAUUCGAGAAUGGAACUAAUGAGGUGGAAAUAUCAUACAAUGAUGUACCUGGACAUUUGGUAACACGAAUCGAGGCUACAGAUAAAGAUGUCGGAGUAAAUGGAAAGAUAAAAUUCUCAUUUGAUCAAAAUAAUUCAACAAGCGACCUGUUCAUUAUACGACAUAACAGUGGUGAGAUUUUUCUACAGAAGGAAUUAACUGUUAAAGAUAUGGGAAUUGUUCCACUUGUCAUUAUGGCUACAGAUAUGGGAGAGAAUCCAAAGACGACAACAACUACUAUUCAAGUGAAAAUCUCAGAUAUCCCAUCUAAUGCAUUUAGAUUUAAUGCUUUAAAAAACUCAAAAUCAAUGAAUCAAUUAUCGAAUUCAUUAUUUAAAAACCUAAAUAUUGAUGCUAACAAAUUUAUAAUAAUUUGUAUUAUACUUGUUACAUUUAUCAUUUGUACUAUACUCAUUUCUGUUAUCUUUGCAAUAUCACGUGGGGGUUGUCGGCUGUUCAGUAAACCGGCGACAACAGUAGCAAAAUCGACACAUCAUUACAAUGAUAAUCCUAUUGGUUAUAAUGCAGAUUUAAUUGAGAAGCCGCUAUCAGAAAUGACUAAUCCAUUAGAUUUGAAUAAAUCAAUAAAUUAUCCAUUCGACUGUGAAGAAAUUAAUUCUUUCGAGCACAGUGGAACUUCUUAUUUACCACCAUUCUAUGAUCAGACAUUAUCAGCAGGUACACUACCGUAUACAUUUCCUGAUACUGGUUUAAGAUAUUAUGAUCAAAUGUUGACAGAUAAUGCAAAAAUGUUCAACGGUCAACUGGAAUCAUCAAAACCUGGAACUUUUACGUAACAUGUGGUACUUAAUUUUC